AAUAGGCCGAGUAUUUGCCAAGCCUAUUGCAGCGCAAGAGAACAUGAGUUCCCUGUGCUACGCUAAUAAGAGCAGAUCCUUUAAUGGCAUCCAGAACCACCAAGCAGCGCACACCAAGAGCCAGAUGUCGUAUGAUCCCCAAGUGAAGCCUGUUCAUCAAUCCAACUGCGAAAAGACUUCAAUUUUCAGCUCGCCUUCGGUUGAGAACCUAUUGACCUGUGGCAAUGAUGACAGUGCAGACAAUCAUCUAGUAUCUGCGGACAAUAUCUCAAAGCUAGCCAAGAUACAGCACGAAUUCAUAACCACAUUUCCGGAGCAUGACUACCUCUUCAAGUUACCUUCAAAUUCGUGUAUACCAUCCCUCUCAACACCGCCCCAAACACCCCCUGAAAUCUUAGAGUCUACAUACCCUACUACAUUAUCUGCACCUUCACCUGAAAGUUACGAUAGCCUUUCACUUGUGAAGUUCUCUAAUUCCUUGCCCCACUCUAAUACGCCAUAUUCAUUUCCAAAUCCUAUAAGUAUUUGCUGUGCCCUGAAACAAGAUCUUCUUUGGGAAGGGGCGCUGUACGUAACGGAAACACAUGUAUGUUUCUAUGGCAAGAGCGAUGGAAAAGCCAUUCGAAUGAUAAUUGACUACCAUGACCUGCUGUUUUUUAAACAGCAAAAGGAAGUAGGUCAUGACUCAAACUCUAUCAGAAUCGGAGUGAGAUCAAUCUCAGAGAAGGGCUCUUUUGGGACAGAAUACGUAUUGGUGAAUAUUUCAGACCCACAACGCGCUAUUGCAGACAUCGAAAGAUUCUGGUCAGUUCGUUGUUCAACAACCAAGGGUGAUCAGCAAUUGGCUAAAAAUUCUGCGGUAAUAGUCAAUAAAAGUCAGGAUCGUCAAAUCAGAACAUUGGACAGUACUAUCAAUGCAAACACGAUGUAUGACGGUAUUGGAUCGACACAGUGGUUAGAUAGCACAUGGACUGUCGAGACUGAUAAGAAGAGCCUCGAGCAGGAUAUUUAUAGCAGGACUUGGAGACAGGAUGGGACCAAGAACGCAAAUUUACAUGUUGGAAGCAGAGGGCGUUCACAUUCUUCUGAUCGUGUUGAUCUUCAGGCGAGCUCCAUGGAUUCGACAGACUUUUUUGGGACCUUACUAUUGAGACGUGAAAUAAGUCCCAGUACAUGUCAUUCUAGUUCAAGCUCCGACGAUUCGACGCACUCUUGCAUAGGUACAGGAGACACCUCAAAUACUACCAUUCAUGCAGACGAUACAGUGGCACCAAUACCGAUACGAAACCUGGGGCCCUCAAGAUCCUAUCAAGGAUCUAACAUCAAGUCGCCAACACCGCCACCUUUAUUACUUUCACCAUCUCUUCCAACAACCAAGGUCUCCCAUUCGUCGUCGACAACCCGUGGGGUGAUAAAGUCGGGUGAAAUAUUUAGUACUGUUAUGGAUACUAGUAAAGGGAAUGAAAGAAAUAGAUUCGAGAAUCAUAAAGAAAGGGGGUCAAGCAUGCUUGCACUAAACAAGCGAAUUUCGAACUCUCCUCCGCUGAAGUCGAACUUGCUCGAAUCGGAGCCAAUAUGUGAUUCAUUCGAGGUACCACAAGGACCCACACCUUGUGACUGUGAAAGGCAUUAUAAACACGCAAUCCUAUCCACCAUAGUCCCUAUGACAUUAGAACAAUGCUUCGAUCUAUUGUUUUCAGGCGAUGGAGCAGAAUUUGGCAAUAAGCUUAUUUGUGAGGCUCGUAGGAGCGUUGAUGGAUCCUCGAAGGUGAAGUUCACGCCAUGGUCUUUAGACUCUGAAUUGCUUACAGGUAGUAAGAGCAAGUGGGAAGGACGGACAAGACAGCUCGAAUACUCUGUAUCUUUCAAUAUUCCAAUGUUGACCAAAGCGUCAAUUUGUUGCCUCGAAACGCAAAAGGUUUUACGACAUGACAAUCGGGUGAUUCGCGUCUGCACUGAAUCUAAGACGCCAAGUAUACCAUUCGGUGAUCAAUUUACAAUUGCCACUCAGAUCUGUCUAACAUGGGAGUCGCUAGGAAACACAAGGAUAAAGUGUUUCACGCAAGUGGCAUUCAAAAAAUCUAUCCUACUAGGCGGCAUGAUCGAAACAAGUUAUUUGGAAAGAUCAUGUGCAUUCUAUCGAGAAAUCGUUCGACAGCUUGUAGAUGCUGCCGACACCCUAAAUGACACUGUUAUCAUAUGGAAAGCGCCUUCAGUCCAAUUGACAUCGGAAGCCCCUAAUGUAUCACAUUCUGUUACUCAAGAAAACGUCAAUAACAGUCUAAAAAACAAAUUAGACAAUGUUUCAAUGGAGUCACCCCCAUUGAGGUUCCAAAUAACGCCGCGAAGCUUUUCUGAGUCCAGCACUGCGCUUUCCUUACUCUCGCAGCAGCUUUUGAGGAACUCUCCAAGACGUGGACGUCGACCUUCCAUAAUAUCGAUGCAGCGAACUGCUAGCUCCUUGUCACCAAUCGAAACAUUUCAUCAGGUGCAUGCAACAGCUUUGUCAGACAGAAGUUCAGGGGUGUUGGACUUCAUGCAAUCAAUUAGCCCUCGUAUGGCCUCCUCGAAGGAGCUGAUGGAGCAGGACGAUCAGUCUUUAAGUAAUGGUCAACUAAGGACUGCUACUUUUGCCACGAGAUCUAUCAGGACUGUGUCACACCUCUGGAUAGAAGCACUGGACAAGAGCUUUGCUGUUAUCAAUGAUCUAUUUCCAACCUCUUCUCCACCGGAAACGAAAAUGCAAGAAAAAGCGCAAACCAAUUCAGAGGCAAUAACAGUGCCUACCAAAACUGAAGACACUCAGUCGGCAGAAUCAACGCAAUCGAAUGCUGUUGAUGCUGGACAUGAAUGUGUAUCGGAUACACCAGAUCAAUCUGUCAUUGCUACAGGAGCAUCGGAUUCGUGCAGCUCACCAAGACAAAUUCAUUCUCGAAUAAUAACUCCCAUACUUCUUCUAGGGAUCUUUAUGACAAUCGUAAAUGUCUUACAUCUCCUCAGCGCAGUUUCAAGUGUUGCAACUGUCUUGCAAACCAAUGACUUCAAGUACAAGCGCAGCGCGGUUGAACAAAAUGUUCCUUUUGAUCAGAUUUCGGUGCACCAGUAUUAUCAAAAACAACCGAUAGUGUUGCCGUUACGGAUACGAACCGAGAUACUGCGAGCUGAGAUCCAAAAACUUACAAUCAUGCUGGAACUGAACCGUAGCCUAAAUUUACCCCAACCACACUAGUUUAUCUAAUACUUUAUAUAUACCCUAAUGAAGUUUUAAUACGAUAGCUUUUUUAUUCUAUAUAGUUUAUUA
Molecule: messenger RNA, 3301 nt
Organism: Lobosporangium transversale
Lineage: Eukaryota; Fungi; Mortierellomycota; Mortierellomycetes; Mortierellales; Mortierellaceae
Exons: 3
Coding region: 44-3229 (1061 amino acids)
Biological process (GO): intracellular sterol transport
Cellular component (GO): plasma membrane; mitochondrion; endoplasmic reticulum-plasma membrane contact site
Molecular function (GO): sterol transfer activity; sterol binding
Source: RefSeq, a predicted model, not a curated record